AUGGCGCUAUCACAGACGCGAAAGAUGCAGCCGUCUCGUCUCCUCUCUUCCUUCUGUUCAUUAUUUUUAUUUGUAAAUGGAGUAUAUUCGUCGACGCUUCGUCUUCACCCGGAGCGGCGCUUCAUGCUCCCGCAGAACAGCGGCUUUUAUAUCGUAGACGCAGAUGAGGAUUUACGGCACUGGGAUGGAGGAGCCGCCGCGGCUCCGGCCGCUCCGAGUGCGGCUGAGGGCGGCUCGCACUCCGGCGGCGACUGGCUGCAUCGAAGCCGGAGAAGUCCGAAAGAAUCGGCCGUGCCGAAGGUGUACGGGCAGGCCAGCCUGAAUGACUCUCACAACCAGAUGGUGGUCCACUGGGCUGGAGAGAAGAGCAACGUCAUCGUCGCUUUGGCCAGAGACAGCGCGGGAGCCACUGGACUGAAAACCAGCGCUGUUUAUGUGUCCUAUGACUAUGGAGCCACAUUUGUCCUUGUCUCAGAUAAGUUCCACUUUGGAGGGACCAAGGCCAAGGAUAAUGGCAAGCAGUUCAUUUCCCAGUUCUUCCACAGCCCUGCAGACAACAAGAGGUACUUGUUUGUGGACUCCACCAACAACUACCUGUGGAACACAUUUGACUUCUGUAAAACAGUCCAAGGAUUCUCUGUCCCUUUCAAACCAAUGGAACUUCUUCUUCACGGCAGCAGACCCAGUCUGGUACUCGGCUAUGACAGCUCGCACCCAAACAAACAGCUGUGGAAAUCGGACGACUUUGGAGAGACAUGGGUGUUGAUCCAAGAGCAUGUGAAGACCUACUUUUGGGGCGUGGAGCCUUACGACCCGCCCACCACAGUGUUGGUCCAGAGACACGAGCCUCAGGGUGUCUCCACCGUGAUCAGCAGCACCGAUUUCUUCCAGAGCGAGCGGAACCGCAGGGUGAUCAAGGACCACGUCGACAGCUUUCAGCUCAGAGACAAGUACAUGUUCGCCACCACCACACAGAAAUUAUUGGGCAGCCAUGAGCCAUUGUCUGUUCAGCUCUGGGUCUCCUACAACCGCCAGACGAUGAAAGCAGCUCAGUUUAUGACCCGCCAUCCAAUCACAGAGUACUACAUCGCGGAUGCAUCUGAGGAUCAAGUGUUUGUUUGUGUGAACCAUGUGAACAACCUCACCCACCUCUAUAUCUCAGACACACAGGGCUUAGCCUUCUCGUUGUCACUGGAGAACGUCCUGUAUUACAGUCCCGAAGGAUCAGGAAGCAAAACGCUCAUCAGGUUCUUUGCCAAUGAGCCUUUUGCAGAUCUGCACCGUGUGGACGGGCUACGAGGCGUCUAUAUUGCCACACUCAUCAACGGCUCGGUCAGCGAGGACAACAUGAGAUCUGUCAUCACUUUUGACAAGGGAGGGACAUGGGAGCUGCUUCAGCCUCCCGCUGCUGACAGCCUUGGAGGAACUCUGGACUGCGAGCUCAGCAAAGGUUGUUCUCUCCACCUGGCCCAGCGCUGGAGUCAACUCUUCAACAUCCAGCUGAGACGGGUGCCUAUAUUAUCCAAAGACUCUGCACCUGGACUCAUCAUGGCCACAGGAUCGGUUGGUAAGAACUUAGCCAACAAGCCCAGCGUGUAUGUAUCCAGUAGCGCCGGAGCCCGAUGGAGAGAGGCCCUGGCUGGACCUCAUUUCUACUCGUGGGGCGACCACGGUGGCAUCCUGAUGGCAAUCGCACAAGGAGGCACCACCACCCACCUGAAGUUCAGCACCAACGAAGGGGAGACGUGGACAGAUUUUAAAUUCAGCGAGAAGGACGUGUAUGUGUACCAGCUGCUGACGGAGCCAGGCGAGAAAAGCACCAUCUUCACCAUUUUUGGCUCCUAUGCCGAUCAGAAGCACAGCUGGCUCAUCCUGCAGGUCAACGCCUCCGACGUCCUCGGCGUGCCGUGUUCAGAAGCAGACUACAAGCACUGGUCUCCGUCCGACGAGCACGGUAACGAGUGUCUGUUGGGCCGGGAGAUAACGUUUAAGAGACGAGCGCCUCACGCCACGUGUUUUAAUGGCGAGGACUUUAACCGACCCGUCACCAUUUCUAACUGCUCCUGCACACGACAGGACUAUGAAUGUGACUACGGCUUCAAGCUGAGUGAAGACUUGUCCCUGCCGGUGUGCGUUCCUGACCCUGAGUUCUCAGGCGACCUCUACGCCCCUCCGGUGCCAUGUCCUGUAGGAACAAUCUACCGCCGCAGCAAAGGCUACAGGAAGGUGGCAGGAGACAGCUGCAGCGGAGGAGACGUGGAGUCCAGACUGGACGGAGAGAUGCUGCCGUGUCCCGUCGGAGAGAGUAACGAGUUCAUCCUGUACGCCGUCAGGAAUUCCAUCCAUCGCUACGACCUGGCCACUGGCAUGGACCAGGUUCUGCCUCUGUCAGGUCUCAGGGAGGCGGUGGCUCUGGACUUUGACUAUGACAGGAACUGUCUGUACUGGGCUGACAUUUCUCUGGACACCAUACAGCGACUGUGUCUGAACGGCAGCACCGGUCAGGAGAUCAUCGUGAGGAAAGAUCUGCAGAACGUGGAGGCCCUGACCUUUGACCCCAUCAGCAGGCUGCUUUACUGGGUUGAUGCAGGAGCGCGGAAGAUUGAGGUUUCUAACGCUGAUGGUGACCUACGUCACACUUUGCUCAACUCGUCCAUCCUGGAACAUCCCCGAGCGCUUGUCCUGCUGCCAGGAGAGAGUCUGAUGUUCUGGACAGAUUGGGGUGACCGAGCCGCUGGUAUUUACCGGAGCUACAUGGACGCAUCCAACGUCUCCUGCAUCGUGUCACAGGGCGUUCGCUGGCCCAAUGGAAUCACAGCUGACGACCACUGGCUGUACUGGACUGAAGCCUACAGCGACCGCAUCGAGAGGGCCGACUUCACUGGGGGGCAGCGCCGGGUUCUGUUGGAGGGGCUGCCCCACCCUUAUGCCAUCGCUGUCUUUAAGAAUGAUUUGUACUGGGAUGACUGGUCCAGAAUGGGGAUCUACAAAGCUCCAAAAUCCGGUUCCCACAACAGUGAGCUGCUUGUUGGCAGACUGACUGGAGUCAUGGACCUGAAGAUCUUCUAUAAGGGGAAAAACAGAGGUCACAAUGCGUGUGCAGAUCAGCCGUGCAGCCUGAUGUGUCUUCCUCUGCCCGGACACCGGCACACCUGCAUUUGUCCAGACGGCGUUCCGACGAUAACCCUGCCCAGCGGACAGUCGCAGUGUCAGUGUCCCGUCGGCUACCAGCUGAAUAACAAUACCUGCGUGAAGACAGAGCACAGCUGUUUGGCCAACCAGUACCGCUGCACCAACGGCCGCUGCAUCAGCAACAUCUGGAAGUGUGACAGCGACAACGACUGCGGCGAUAUGAGUGACGAACAGGAGUGUCCCACCACCACCUGUGACGCCACCAACCAGUUUCGCUGCGUGGUGUCGGGCUCGUGCAUCCCGCUGGCCUUCAAAUGUGACCACGAUGAUGACUGCGGGGACAACAGCGAUGAGGAGCACUGUGAAUCACACCAGUGUCGCCCAGGAGAGUUUAUGUGUGCUCGAGGUGUUUGUAUCCGUGAAGCGUGGCGCUGUGACGGCGAUAAUGACUGCAGAGACUGGUCGGAUGAGGCCAACUGCACAGUUGGCCAACAUACAUGUGAGGCUAAUAGCUUCCAGUGUCGCACUGGUCACUGUAUACCACAGAGGUGGCUGUGUGACGGUGAUGAUGACUGUCAGGACAACUCAGAUGAGGACCCCCAACACUGUGAUGGAACUCAGUGUAAAGGUUUCCGCUGUGGCAAUGGUACCUGUCUGCCAGCCACCGCCCACUGCAACGGCACCAAGGAGUGUCCAGAUGGCGCUGAUGAGAACAACUGUGACCCCCUGUGUACCCGCUACAUGGAGUUUGUGUGUAAGAACCGAGCCCAGUGUCUGUUUCAGUCCCUGGUUUGUGAUGGGAUCAAACACUGUGAGGACGGAUCUGAUGAGGACCCAGGAUAUGCUGGAUGUGCCACACCGACCGAGUUUGGAAAAGUGUGUGAUGCGUACAGCUUCCAGUGUGGCAACGGAAUGUGCAUCAGCCUGGGGUGGAAGUGUGAUGGCAUGGAUGACUGCGGGGAUUACACCGACGAAGCCAACUGUGCGGCUCCUACUGAGGUUCCAGGCUGUUCCAGGUAUUUCCAGUUUGAGUGUCGGAACGGACGCUGUAUUCCCACAUGGUGGAAGUGUGACAGCGAGAAUGACUGUGGCGACUGGUCCGAUGAGCUUCAGUGUCAAGGGGGUCUUGUUCCUCACCCGGUGACCCCUGGACCCUCCACCUGUGCCCCAAACCGUUUCCAAUGUGGCUCUGGAGCAUGUAUCAUCAACAGCUGGGUGUGUGACGGCUAUGCCGACUGUCGGGACGGCAGUGACGAACUGGGAUGUCCCAGUGUGGCUAAUGUGACAGCAACCCCGGUAGUCACCAAAGCUCCACCUCCUGUCCCUGGCCGCUGUAGUCAGGGUCAGUUUUUGUGUCGCCGACCCCCGCGUUGCAUCCCUGACUGGCAGCAUUGUGACGGUCACUCUCACUGCCAGGACGGCUCGGAUGAAGACCAUUGCCCCACUCGUGGGCCGUUGUUCUGCCCAAACGGGACACGCUGUGAUGACGGCGAAGCCUGCGUGCUAGACAGUGAGCGCUGUGACGGCUUCCUGGAUUGCUCUGACCACAGCGACGAGGACGGAUGCACCCUGGACACUCAGGCUUAUAAAGUCCAGAACCUCCGGUGGAACCCAGACUUCUCUGGUGCCAUCACCCUGACCUGGUCCCGCCCCAAAAACCUUCCUCUGCAGUCCUGCUACUUCAUCAUCUACUACAGGCUGGUGGGUUCCCAGCAGUGGAUGGUCAUGGACACGCACAGCAACAAGACCAGCUACAAACUGACGCUGCUGAAACCCGACUCCACGUAUCACAUCAAGGUGCUGACGCAGUGCCUCAGCCGGCUGCACAAAACCAACGAGCUCAUCACUGUGCGGACGCCAGAGGGCCUGCCUGAGCGUCCCGGGAACCUGCAGCUGUCAUGUGAUCACGGUGAAGACGGGACGGUGCAGGUUUCCUGGUCCCCUCCUGACAAAGGACACGGCCUGAUCAGAGAAUACAUUGUUGAAUACCGUGAGCAAGACUUCGCUGAGUGGACGUCGCAGAGAAGCACCACGACCAGCACGGAGGUGAAGCAGCUGCAGCCGGACACUCUGUACAUGUUCCGGGUGGCAGCAGUGACCAGUCGAGGUGUUGGGAACUGGACUGAGGUGAAAACCAUCACCCCGAAGAAAGCUCUGCCGCUUCCGUCUGUGACCAUCGACAGCAUCACCAAGGACUCCAUGAGCCUCUCAUUCAGCUUCAAUUCCAAUUAUGAGGUGAAGCAGUACAUUGUUGUCCUGUCAUGGCAAUUUGACACCCACGUCAAGGAGAACCAGAACUACAAUGUCACCGAGAAGAUCUUCAAAGUUACAAACCUGACAGCUGGGACACUUUAUGAGGUGGGUUGGGCUCACACCAAUAUUGGAGACAGUCCCACCGCCCUGUCCCACCACCAGACCUCUGGUACCCAGCCGGACCGACCCGCACUUAAAGCCCGAGCCCUCAACCAGACCGCUGUCGAGUGCAGCUGGAACGUCAGCCAGUCUGCACAGGUCUAUGGUGUGUUUUAUGCCACCUCCUUCCUGGAGCUGUACCACAGUCCUCGCCUCGUCAGCACCUCCUCGCUCAGCCUGACCGUCACAGUGGACAGCGAUGAACAGUUUCUCUUCCUGGUUCGUGCCAUCAGACCGUACCAGGGUCCUCCCUCCGAUUACGCUGUGGUGAAAAUGAUCCCCAACGAGCGCCUGCCACCCAGGAACCUCCAUCGCGUGCGAGUGGACAAGACGCAGGCCGUGUUGAAAUGGCAGCCGCCCUACGACGCCCCCGAGUCCCCUCUGACAUACGCCAUCCAUGUCCGGGACACGAUCCGCAAGUCUGAGCAUGACUACAAGCUGACCACCCAGAACAACACGGUGGAGUACCUGCUGAGAGGACUCGAGCCCGGAGGACGAUACAGCGUCUCUGUGCGCCUGCGCAACAUGAGCAAAGAGGCCACCUUCACGCUGAGCACCGUUCCGAUUCCAGCUCCUGAGGCCCUGAAGAUUUUAACAGAGAAAGAUCAUGUGUUCCUGUUCUGGAAGAGUCUGGCCGUCCGAGAAAAAGGCUUCAACGAGAGUCGAGGGUAUGAUGUGCACGUGUAUGACAGCGUGACCAACCAGACCUCCUACCUGGGAAACACCACAGAGACCUACUUCCGCAUCAGCAGCCUGCUGGCGGGACACAACUACACCUUCUCAGUGCAGGCAUGCUGCCUGCUGAAUGGUCAGCUGUGUGGAGAGGCUGCACUGCUGCUCUACAACCAGCAGGGUGCAGGGUCCAGUGAUCCGUCCCGUGGUGAUGGUGAGUCGAAGGACAUGGCGGCUGUGGUAGUUCCAGUCCUCUUCCUGCUGCUGCUUGCACUGUGUGGCGGGUUGGUGGCUUAUCUCCGGCAUCGCCGCCUCCAGAACAAUUUCACCGCUUUCGCCAACUCCCAUUACAACUCCAGGCUGGGCUCCGCCAUCUCGUCUGGGGAUGAACUGGGUGAUGAUGAUGAAGACGCCCCCAUGAUCAGUGGCUUCUCCGAUGACGUCCCCAUGGUCAUCGCGUAGCAAGACAUCCAUCCUGUUCUACCCUCAAUCUCUCUUAACCCUGGAAAUCCCCAUCAUUGGUGCCACCCGAUGGAGGGAGCACUAAAAGAGGUGACACCCCACCGAAAAAGUCACUAUCACCCAAAUCAGUUGUGACAAACCGUGUGGCCAGCAGAAAACAUGAAGAAAAGUGUAAAGAGAAAGAGAUAUUUUUAAAUAUACAAUGCACUUUUUUGGAUGCGCAAUAACUUAUUUUUUAUAUUGUUAAAUCUAUAUGUGUGUGUGGGAGUGUACAUGGGGUCGUAACGGACUGUGAGGAACUGAAGAAUACUGUGAAAGGUUUGAGUUUGUUGAGCGACGACCCUAUUUGUAAUACAAACUCACUGUCCACAGGAGCGGUUUACUGCUGAAAGCCAAAA
Molecule: messenger RNA, 7076 nt
Organism: Thalassophryne amazonica
Lineage: Eukaryota; Metazoa; Chordata; Actinopteri; Batrachoidiformes; Batrachoididae
Gene: sorl1
Product: sortilin-related receptor, L(DLR class) A repeats containing
Biological process (GO): post-Golgi vesicle-mediated transport; protein targeting to lysosome; protein retention in Golgi apparatus
Cellular component (GO): membrane; Golgi apparatus
Molecular function (GO): protein binding
Source: RefSeq, a predicted model, not a curated record